Messenger RNA from Dinoponera quadriceps, 1373 nucleotides. RefSeq names its product protein SGT1 homolog (gene Sgt1). The record is from RefSeq and is a predicted model, not a curated record. The transcript has 7 exons. NCBI's taxonomy places the organism in Eukaryota, Metazoa, Arthropoda, Insecta, Hymenoptera, Formicidae. The coding region runs from base 473 to 1135 and encodes 220 amino acids. Gene Ontology annotation, molecular function: protein-folding chaperone binding. Gene Ontology annotation, biological process: protein stabilization.
AGCUAUAAAGAACAGACAGAAGGAUUGAAUGACUCGGUAGCGCUGACAGCAUAUUCUCUGAACGCACCCCAAAUCUCAUGAAAAAGAGAAAAAGAGAACUAGUGCAAGCUAGUGCAGUCGUGCAGCGAUAGAAAAUAGAUUAGGAGAAAAAAAAAGAUUGGCGGGAUGUGUCCAAGUCGACUCGAAUCAGCAAAUCAAAUACGCCAGUAGUCGCUUCUCAUACGAGAAUUAUUUGGCAUUGGAUCUUUGCAUGUUUGUAAAGAUACUCGACUUCAAGAAGUUACUUUUUUGUUAUUAGUAACGUACACUUUGAACUAAGAUAAGAAAAAAACAAGAAAAAGAGAGUGAAUAGGAGAAAAUAUCUGUUCUCGGGGGCAAAUAUCUACGGGAAAGGUUUGAAAAGUCGAAGUUCAUAAUAAAAUAUAUUUAAUAUUUCAUUAAUAGAGUAUAAUUCAGCAUUGAUAGAAGUAUAAUGGAUACUGAUGAUACUACCAAUAAAAUGGAAAGUACUAAAAUAUCUGUUUCGAAAAUAAAACACGAUUGGUAUCAAACGGAGACCCAUGUUAUCGUAAUGAUACUUGUGAAAAAUUCGGAAAAUGUUAAAAUUGAAUAUGAAAAAAAUAUGUUGAGUGUAUCUGCAAAAUUACCAUCUGGUAGUGAUUACAGUUUAGAAUUAGAUCUGGCUCAUUUAAUAAUACCUGGACAGUGUUCACACAAAGUAUUAUCAUCUAAAAUAGAAAUCAAACUAAAGAAACAAAAUGGCAUUAGAUGGAAUACACUAGAAGGAAACCUAGUUGAGCAAAACGUAGUACAACCAAUACCAACUGAAAUACUUCAGGCUAAUGAUCAAACGCCAAAAUAUCCAAGUUCCUGUAAGAAAUUUAGAGAUUGGGAUAAGGUAGAGAAGGAGAUAGAGAAACAAGAAGCACAAGAAGAGCCAGAAGGAGAGGCAGCUGUAAAUGCUCUCUUACAACGAAUAUAUGGUAACGGAUCUGAUGAAGUAAGACGUGCAAUGAACAAAUCUUUUGUAGAAUCCGGCGGUACUGUUUUGAGUACAAAUUGGUCAGAAGUAGGUCAAGGAAAAGUAGAGAAGAAACCACCAGACGGAAUGGAAUGGAAAACUUGGAACUCAUAAAGUCAUUCAAAUAACAGUUUUUCGUUGUUUCUUGCAUGCAAUAACACUAUUUGAUUUAAUGCACACUACAAGUAUAUAUACAUAUAAUCUAUAUAAUGUACUUUAUUAUCAAAGAAACAAAUAAUCUUGACACUUUCACUAUGUUACUCUUAAAUAAUACUCUUUCUAUAUAUGAUAAAAUUCGAUAAGAAUGAAUUUAUUUCCUGUAAUAAUUAUACAUAUGUAUUCAGCAUAAUUA